AUGGUUGAGUCUGGGAGCCGAGGAAGGAUUCACCGCCCCCUGAGCCUCACCUGUUCCCUGCUCAUUGUGGGAAUAUGCUGUGUGUCUCCUUUCUUCUGUCAUAGCCAGACAGACUUGCUGGCUCUUCACCAAGCUGAUCCUCAGUGCUGGGAAUCCUCUUCAGUGCUUCUUUUGGAAAUGCAGAAGCCUCGCAUUUCCAACACUGUUUCAGGCUUCUGGGAUUUUAUGAUCUAUCUGAAGUCAUCUGAGAACUUGAAGCAUGGGGCACUGUUCUGGGAUCUAGCCCAACUCUUCUGGGACAUCUAUGUGGACUGUGUCCUCUCCAGGAACCACGGCUUGGGAAGGAGGCAAUUGGCUGGCGAGGAAGACAGAAUCUCAGCAGCACAGUCAGGGCACACAAGGAGUAAACAAGAUGCAUAUUCUCACCUUCUAAGAACACCUUUCCUAAAGAAGAAGGAGUUGGUUGAAGAUGUGAUAAACAUGUAUGUGCCCAGGAGUGGGUCUAGGUUCACAGGAAAAGUGACCAGUGGCCUGAAAAUAAAGAGAAAAUAA
Molecule: messenger RNA, 552 nt
Organism: Orycteropus afer afer
Lineage: Eukaryota; Metazoa; Chordata; Mammalia; Tubulidentata; Orycteropodidae
Gene: FAM237A
Product: family with sequence similarity 237 member A
Exons: 2
Coding region: 1-552 (183 amino acids)
Source: RefSeq, a predicted model, not a curated record